AUGUGUCAACGCCUCGACCAUGAACUACGGGACUGUCUGGAGGCAAAAGCACGCAAGAGGGAUGCCCUUAAGGAAAAAGAGGAAGCGAAAGAGCGGCUGGAAGUUCAACCAGCUGGAGAGAGGCACCGCCAAAACAGAGAGGUGAACUUCAGAACCUCGGGAGCACGGGAGUAUGAUAGAAGGAGACCAUCGGAGAUUGAGAACUACUCCCGCAGGGGUCGAGACUCACAGGAGAGGAAUAAAUAUCCACCUCGACACCACCCCUACGCUCGAUCUAUGCGAGAUAACUCUAGAGACAGAGGAAGCCAACAACAUUCGUCUUUCUUUCAGAGACAUGUGCAAACGAACUAUCAACCCCGUGAUCAAAACUCGCAUCAAAACUCGCAGGAACGAGUUCAUAAACCGAUCUCUAAUGACACUAACUCCCAAGAGCAGGGGUCAGAUCGCAAUGCUAGAAGCACUAGAAGCCUAGGUUUUGGCAGUCAUAGGGAAGGGAAUGAACCUAGCACGGAACCAGCUAGAAACAGAGCAGAGCUUAGUCCUUUAGUAGGAGGGGCUUCUCCUACGGGGAAUCCAAACUCUGUUCCCAAAGAUGCAGUGGAGUUGGCAAUAGUUGAGGUUCGGGAGGCAAUGGCACAAUACACGGCCUGUGCAGACCCAACAGAGAGUGCCGCAAGAAAAGAACGGAUGCGUUUGGCUGAGGCCCAAGGUGAAAUAGAAGAAACUGCAAUCCGAAUGGUCCAAGCCUCCAAAGGCACAACACCUGCAAGGUCACCACCAGUGGAGAUUCCAGCUAGAAUCCCAGCAGUUCUCAGACUUGGACCUUCUACACAGGAGGAAACAAGAACUGAUGGAAACCCUGAACCCCCGACAAAGCGAAAACCAGGAAGGCCCCCGGGGAAGAGGAGGACACAAGAAAGCCCUCUGAAGCUUACAGGACCAUUGGCGGCUAAGAGGAGAGUCUCCUAG
Brassica napus (rape) is the source of this 969-nucleotide messenger RNA. RefSeq names its product serine/arginine repetitive matrix protein 1-like. NCBI's taxonomy places the organism in Eukaryota, Viridiplantae, Streptophyta, Magnoliopsida, Brassicales, Brassicaceae. The transcript has a single exon. The record is from RefSeq and is a predicted model, not a curated record. The coding region runs from base 1 to 969 and encodes 322 amino acids.